AUGGCUUCCUCUCGCGCUUUCUCCCCCGAUAGCACCGAAUCCCCAGUGGCUGAUGUACCAAAGGUGGCCAACCAGCACUGUGACUUGACCCCAGAUGCCACAGCUAAAAGCGAGGACUCCGAGAAACAGCCUAUUAUCCAGGUUGUCUGUCUCAUCGUUUCGGCCUUUGUCGCCAUGUUCAUGGUUGCGCUGGAUAGAACAAUCAUCUCAACAGCGAUACCUAGAAUCACUGAUGAAUUCCAGUCCUUGCAGGAUGUUGGCUGGUAUGGCAGCGCCUACUUGCUGACAUGCUGCGCGUUCCAGCUUCUGUUUGGGAAGCUAUACAAGCUCUUCUCUGUCAGGACCAUCUUCCUUUGGAGUAUUGGACUAUUUGAGGCUGCCUCUGCAAUCUGUGGAGCGGCUCCCAACUCGUUAUCAUUCAUUGUUGGAAGGGCAAUCUGUGGUAUUGGAGCGGCCAGUAUUCUUGCUGGAACUAUAAUGUGUAUCGUUCAUUCUGUGCCUCUCAAGAAGCGUCCACAAAUCCAGGGGUUGUUUGGUGCCCUUUUUGGCAUUGCCUCUGUGGCAGGGCCAUUGAUUGGCGGCGCAUUUACUUCGAAUGUCUCAUGGAGGUGGUGCUUCUACAUCAACCUUCCCAUUGGUGGCGUCGCAAUAUUUUUCAUUGCCUUCUGCCUCAAACUUCCCAAGCGAGAUACAACAAGGUUACCCUUAGUUGAGAAGCUGGUACAGCUUGAUUCCCUGGGAACUACUCUGUUAGUGCUUGGAGUGGUCUCCCUUGUGCUGACACUUCAGUGGGGGGGCCAAGCAUACCCCUGGAGCAGCGGCCGGGUCGUGGCUUGUCUCGCUCUCAUGGCAGUUUUGAUUCCUGCGUUCGUUGCUGUUCAGGUGCUUCUCCCCAAGACAGCUACGCUUCCAGCACGUAUAUUCACGCAGCGAAGUGUUCUUUCGGCCUUCUGGCAAACUCUCUGCAUCGGCUCCGAAAAUUAUAUAUUUGUAUACUUCCUGCCAGUUUGGUUUCAGUCUAUCCAAGGUAUCUCUGCUGUGAAUUCUGGCAUUCGCUUGCUACCAAUGAUGCUCUCAAUGGUCGUUGGAUCAGUGGGUGGCGGAACUAUAAACUCCAGGAUCGGAUACUAUACCCCAUUGGCAAUUAUUGGUUCCUGUAUAAUGUCGGUCGGCGCUGGCCUUCUCACCACUCUGAAGGUAGCCAGCGGCAAAGAAGAAUGGAUUAGCUAUCAAGUAAUCUAUGGACUCGGGUUAGGCCUAUGUUUCCAGGUUCCCAACCUUGCUGCACAAACUGUUCUAUCAAAACCUGACGUACCGCUUGGUUUGGCGUUGAUGUUAUUUGGACAGCUUAUUGGAGCAGCGGUCUUUGUAUCUGUUGGUGAAAACGUCCUAGCGAAUCAGCUGGUGAAGAGACUUUCCGCUCUUCCAGGGUUUACUCCCGGUCUCGUUACUUCGGGUGGUAUCACAGGACUAUUCAAUACAAUACCCACGGAUCAACAUGAUAUACUCCGCUUCUCUUACAAUGAAGCACUGCGAAGCGUAUUCCAGGAUGGCCUUAUUGUUUCAUGCGUGUCCCUGCUUGGUGCCGCCACUCUAGAGUGGAAGAGCAUCAACAGAGUGCAGAGCAAGCUUGAUACUGAAAACAAAACAGCUGGACAGGAAACCGAAAUUAACUAG
This is a messenger RNA of Trichophyton verrucosum HKI 0517, 1677 nucleotides long. RefSeq lists its product as uncharacterized. The record is from RefSeq and is a predicted model, not a curated record. Bases 1 to 1677 code for a protein of 558 amino acids. Lineage: Eukaryota; Fungi; Ascomycota; Eurotiomycetes; Onygenales; Arthrodermataceae. Gene Ontology annotation, biological process: transmembrane transport. The transcript has 5 exons. Gene Ontology annotation, molecular function: transmembrane transporter activity.